AUGACUUUUCAAUUCUCACCAAUAAGAUUCUACACAGUAAUGAAGUUCACCAGGGUGUUGAAACAGGCAGAAGAAGUGUUGGUCAAGGCCGCUUCCGGGUACCCCACCGGUAUAGCCGGCUUGUACCAACAUCCCAACCCAAGACCUGCUCUCAUAGCAUUAUAUAACCACACUUUGAAGGUUUUGGAGUCCAAGUAUCCCAAAGAUUCGGUCUACAAACAAUCGGUCGAAGCUUUGACGAAGAACAGACUCAAGAUUGUGGAGCUGGAGGAGAUUACCGAGAAAAUCGAGAGCAAAAUUGGCGGUGGUUUGAUCGAGGAAAUUGUUAUACAAGCCCAUGAAGAGUUGAGUUUGGCACAGCAGUUGGCGGAAAUGAAGUGCUGGGAAGAAUUGGAGGAGAAGCCGUUGGACGACCAAUGGGUUUACUUUCAACGCAAGACGGCGCAGUAG
Messenger RNA from Meyerozyma guilliermondii ATCC 6260, 450 nucleotides. RefSeq names its product Mci4p (gene MCI4). The transcript has a single exon. Gene Ontology annotation, biological process: respiratory electron transport chain. The record is from RefSeq and is a predicted model, not a curated record. NCBI's taxonomy places the organism in Eukaryota, Fungi, Ascomycota, Pichiomycetes, Serinales, Debaryomycetaceae. Bases 1 to 450 code for a protein of 149 amino acids.